AUGAAGGUCUGGAACGUACCCAUUGCGUGCCGAAUGUUCAGGUAUGCACUCGAAGGAGAUGCUAGAGAAUGGCUAAAAAGUGUUACAAAGGGGUCCAUAAGCAGUUUUGAAGACCUCAAAGAAAAAUUUAGGGCCCGUUUUAGCAAGCAGAAAAAACAUAAGAAGAUUUAUGUAGCCACCCAUGGGGUGAAACAAAAAGAAACGGAACCGUGUAGGACGUUUCUUGAUAGGUUCACCACUGAAACAGAAGACAUCAUGGAUCUUCCUGAGUCACAAAGGAUAUCAGCAUUACUACAUGGUCUCCGAAGAAGAAGACUAGUCGAAUUUCUAUAUAAAGAUCUCCCGAAGACAUACGAGGCUGUCCAAAAAAGAGCAUACGUAUAUCUAGAUGCAAGGGACACCGCACCAACAGGAGACAUUAGCCCACCGCAUGAUAAGGAGGCCCAUCCACAAAGGAAAGGAAAAUGGAAUAACGAGAGAGAAAGGCCAAGGGAUCAUGGCCACGACACGAAUGCAUGCUGGCAACUUAAAAAAGCUAUUGAAGAAGCAAUCAAUGAAGGAAAGCUAUCACACCUGGUAAAAAGUGUCAGGCAACAGUACCCCAAGAAAGAAGACGACGCGGAUGAUAAGAAAAAGGGUCCGGAUAAAACAAUUUACACAAUCAUGAAGAAGAAAAUAGGACACUCGCCCCGGAAGGCCUAUAGGGGAAGCAUGCCAAGCAUCACGUUUCCACCUAUAUACAAUGGUAGGAUCUUUAGAGACCCCCUGGUAAUUUCAGCAUUCUUAGGGGUCUCAAAAGUAAAAGAAAUGGUCGUAGACACCGGGAGUGAAUGUAACGUCCUGUACGAAGAAGUAUUCUGGAAGCUAAAUCCUCUGUCACGAAUGAACUUCAGGAAGGCAGGGGCUUCGAUUCAACGUUACUCUGGUGACAUAGCUGAACCAUUGGGAAAGUUUUCUAUACAAACAACGAUCGGAAAAGGACAUUUGAAACGAAAGGAAAAAAUUACGUUUACAGUUGUCAGCAGGACAUCGCCCUUUCAAGCGAUCCUGGGAAGACCGGGAAUCCAGAAGUUUGGACUUAUCCCAUCUGUGAUGCAUGGCCUAGUCAAAUAUGAAACAAAUGGAAAAAUAGCAACUUUGGUAGGAAAGGCUAAAAAGCUCUCCGACGGAGGCCAAGAUGGUUGUCAAGAAAUAUCUAUGAGCGAUAUGCCAUACUAUGGAUAG
Molecule: messenger RNA, 1224 nt
Organism: Erigeron canadensis
Lineage: Eukaryota; Viridiplantae; Streptophyta; Magnoliopsida; Asterales; Asteraceae
Exons: 2
Coding region: 1-1224 (407 amino acids)
Source: RefSeq, a predicted model, not a curated record